GGAGUAGUGUGUGUGUCUCGCCCCAGGAGGAACUAGUGAGGACUGGUUGGCUGGCCCUUCACCCUGGUCCUUAAGAAUCUCAACGAAGACUUAUGUCAGAAAUAGUCAAGGAAACUCCUGAACCAAAAGACGACACGAUGCGACGAGUGACUCCAGUGGUCUUCUCGAUCACUUUUGUGAGGCAUGGUGAGACAAAAGCCAACAGAGAACAACGGAUCCAGGGCCACUUAGAUAUUCCUCUGAGCUCUGUUGGGGAGAUGCAGGCAUCACAGGUUGGAACAAGGCUGUGUAAAGCAGAUUUCACAAGAGUUUAUGCAAGUGAUUUGUGUCGAGCUUAUUCAACAUGUGAACUCAUUCUUAAAGAAAAUUCUUGCAAACCUCCUCCUAUCAAGAUUGACACCAGGUUGAGGGAAAGGAAUUUUGGGAGUGUGGAAGGCAUGAGCCUGGAUGAUGUCAAGGUCAUGGCAGCAGCAGAGGGCCUCACCUGGCCAGACUUCAACCCAUCGGGAUCGGAGACGUUAGGUGUUCUGCAGGGGAGGAUGGUCUCGUUCUUUAAGGAAUUGAGUCAGUCCGUGUACGACAAAAACAAGCACCGAACAGCAGGUAAUGCUGACAACUUCCCUGAAGACCGAGAAGACGCAGAGGAUAUGGAGAGCCUUGAGCCAUUAGAAGAAGUCGUCCCAGUGGAGAAGAUUUUGGUGGUGAGCCACGGAGCGGCUCUCAAACAGCUCUAUGUUCACCUCCAUAAGACUCUUGGCUGUCAGCUCCCGGGCGAUCCCGAUAUAAUAAACAGAAUCUCUCCGAAUACUGGAAUUACAGAGUACAUAGUAAGGUUUAGCCCAAAGAAAUAUGGUCUACACUGUGUGCGAAUUCACGACGGGGACCACCUCCAGGAUCUUUAAUGAAGGUCAUGCUAUAGACGCCAAGCAGCGGUAUUCAAAGAUCGAGGCGUGUGACAUCGUGGCUUUGGGAGUCGUUAUCAGUGUGUUCAGUAUUCUGGGCUGGGUUGUGGUGCCUCUCAAUUCCAAUAUUCAGAGAGAGAGAGAGAGUGUUGUCAGUCAUCUUAGCUCCUUCCUAUUUAUUGAUUAAAAUAUAAAGCUUCUGCAGGGAUAAAUGUAUAUAAGCUAAUAUUAGUUGAAUGUAGAAAUAGAGGACUUAUUAAGGUGAGUUUACACGGGACAAUUUUUAUUAUUAGAGAACCCAAAAUGAUUACAGUACUUUACUUUAUUUUAGGACAUGCGAGAAACAGGAAACUAAAACUCAGUAGGAAUAAAGUCUUAUCAUAUCAUUGUGAAGGUAAAUAUUCUUCACAAUGAUCAGACUUUAUUUCUACUGAGUUUUAGGUUCAUGUUUGUCCUAAAAUACUGUAUAUAAUCAUUUAAGGUUCUAGAAUAAAAUAAAGUCACCCUUUUUAAUCAGAGUCUUCAAUUGAUUAUACAGUAUUUGUUUCUGGUUUAUCGGUAGGUAUUUUUUCCUGUUAAAGACCACACUACUGAUAGUGUAGUCAUAACUGUACUUGUGAAAUUUAUUGGUACUGUACUGAAGGUUGUAAUGCAUCACCUGUGUACUGGGCCAUACCGGUUCCUUCUGAACCAUGAAUCAUAGUUGUUCAUUGUUACCAUAUCACAGCAAGUUUUUAGUGUAUAUAAAUACUUAAAAUGGUAAAGAAAACAUUUUACCCUCAGACAUUCAAUAUAAUUUUCUCCAUAACUUUGA
Molecule: messenger RNA, 1716 nt
Organism: Homarus americanus (American lobster)
Lineage: Eukaryota; Metazoa; Arthropoda; Malacostraca; Decapoda; Nephropidae
Product: fructose-2,6-bisphosphatase TIGAR-like
Exons: 8
Coding region: 93-902 (269 amino acids)
Biological process (GO): regulation of pentose-phosphate shunt; negative regulation of programmed cell death; positive regulation of DNA repair
Cellular component (GO): cytosol
Molecular function (GO): fructose-2,6-bisphosphate 2-phosphatase activity
Source: RefSeq, a predicted model, not a curated record